GAAUAAAGAAUAUUUUAGGGAGUAGCAGCUAGCUAUUCAAUCAUUGAUAUUAUGGCAGUCGUUAUCAAUGGCCAAAAGAUCUCCAAAAAAGUACGAGAGGAUCUGAAGGAGCAUGUUACCGCACUGGCAGAGUGGGACGUUUUUAAACCUGGGCUAGCAAUCGUUCAGGUUGGAGACCGACCAGACUCCAACACCUACAUCAGAAUGAAGAUAAAAGCAGCCAGCGAGAUUGGAAUACGUACUCAACACAUCAAGCUUGGAAACCAGUCCACCCAACAGGAGGUGAUAUCCGCAUUGGAAUGUUUGAACAAUAAUCCCGAGAUACACGGUGUCAUACUCCAACUACCACUUGACACAUGCUGUACUGUUGAUGAGGAUGUGUGCACCAAUACCAUCCUCACUUCUAAAGAUGUUGAUGGGUAA
This is a messenger RNA of Bolinopsis microptera, 423 nucleotides long. Its product is annotated as C-1-tetrahydrofolate synthase, cytoplasmic-like. Gene Ontology annotation, cellular component: cytosol. The record is from RefSeq and is a predicted model, not a curated record. Gene Ontology annotation, biological process: tetrahydrofolate interconversion. The coding region runs from base 52 to 423 and encodes 123 amino acids. Gene Ontology annotation, molecular function: methenyltetrahydrofolate cyclohydrolase activity; methylenetetrahydrofolate dehydrogenase (NADP+) activity. The transcript is spliced from 4 exons. NCBI's taxonomy places the organism in Eukaryota, Metazoa, Ctenophora, Tentaculata, Lobata, Bolinopsidae.